Messenger RNA from Schizosaccharomyces cryophilus OY26, 997 nucleotides. RefSeq names its product cornichon family protein. Gene Ontology annotation, cellular component: COPII-coated ER to Golgi transport vesicle; endoplasmic reticulum membrane. The record is from RefSeq and is a predicted model, not a curated record. Gene Ontology annotation, biological process: endoplasmic reticulum to Golgi vesicle-mediated transport. Lineage: Eukaryota; Fungi; Ascomycota; Schizosaccharomycetes; Schizosaccharomycetales; Schizosaccharomycetaceae. The transcript has 2 exons. Bases 171 to 572 code for a protein of 133 amino acids.
CCGUACCAAAACUCGAACCCAGUCCCUUUAGCACCACUGGUGGAUGAGACUCUAUGACAAACAAAUCAUCUUUCUCUUUCCUCUCCAAACAAAAAGUUCUUUGAUUUUCCCUUUUUACUGUUUGUACUUCCAGGUAUUUUUGCUUCUUUUUCUUAUAUAAAUUGUUCAAAAUGGCUUCUCCAUGGAUCUACUUUACAUCGCUAAUGAUGACUUGUGCAAGCAUAAUGUUGCACAUGUAUUUUACUGUCAUGUACUCAGAUUUAAAGGAUGACUUUAUCAAUCCUAUUGACUUGUCUCGAAAAUUGAAUCAUUAUGUUAUUCCUGAAAUGUUAUUGCAUGCCAUUAGUUCUGUUCUUUUAUUGCUUUCGGGAGCAUGGAUUUGCUUUUUCUUCAAUCUCCCUAUGAUCCUCUGGAACGUUCAAUUGUAUUUGACUCAUAACCAUCUCCACGACUCCACUACCAUCUUCAAGGAUGUGUCAAAUCGUCAAAAACGUUCCUUCAUUAAGCUCGCCUGGUUCUCCGUUCUCUUCUUCACUUACUUAUUCAUGUUUGUCAGCCGUCUCGUUGAUUAAAGAGAACCUGUUUUUCAAGCAACAUUUAAUGAAAAAGUAUGCCAAGUCUUGAAGUUGAAAUUUAUCUUCGCUUUCGACACUUGCAAAAUCCCUAGUGUUCCUCCCCUUUUUUUCUUUACCAUACAUUUUGUAGGUUAAUUUGUACAAUGACCUAUGACCUAUUGCCAUAAUCUCUUUUUUUUGAUGUCUAGGCUUGUUUUCUCUUCGUAUAGGAAAGGCAAUGAUUCUUAUAUUCCCUAAUGUACUUUUUCUAUAAGUUGUGUUUGCUUCUACAUCAAUGUUUGCGGGUACGUAAGCAGGUACACAAAGGAUUGACUUGAUUUGUGUUUCCUUAAUUACCCCAAUUUUAUGCCUUGGAUAAAUAAAAGAAUUUUUCGCUUACUUUUCGUUCUUUGUAGCCCAUCUCCCCAUUUUUUACAAUCAGA